Molecule: messenger RNA, 727 nt
Organism: Cyanistes caeruleus (blue tit)
Lineage: Eukaryota; Metazoa; Chordata; Aves; Passeriformes; Paridae
Source: RefSeq, a predicted model, not a curated record
UCCAGAAACAAAAGUCUUUGUUUUAAUAGUUCACGGUAGUGACUGAGGUGUCAGCUUUUUACUACUUUACCGAUUCAUGGCAAGGAAGUAGACUUAAGUCCAUAUAAGUCGCAGGGAAAUUGCUGAAACUUCAGGAAAGUACAGAGGGGUGCAGAGUGCACAUCUUCACUCACAGGGUUGGAGCACAGCAAUAGUUACUGGACUUAACUAUGAAAAAGAUGGAGAGAUGACACUCCUUGGACUAUAAAGUGUUUCAGGUGCAAUGGCAGAUCCCAUCCGCUGGGCCCGAUACCGCUGGCAGCGACUGAUAGCAACAGAGGGCAGAGAAUGCAGCAGCAACAAUUCAAGUAGCAAGUGCUAUCAGUCAUCAAAAACUACUGGCAAACAUAGGAUAGUGAUACCAUGUUUGGGACAUUUUAAAGAAGAGUAUGAAAAGGUAUCAAAACUGUACAUGAACAACAAAAUACGGACUACUAGGUAUACUUUACUGAAUUUUUUACCACGGAAUUUAUUUGAACAAUUUCACAGAGUUGCCAAUUUGUAUUUCCUAUUUCUAGUUGUCCUAAACUGGGUUCCUUUGGUUGAAGCUUUCCAAAAAGAAAUUACAAUGCUACCUCUGGUAGGGGUUCUUACAAUUAUUGCAGUGAAAGAUGGUCUGGAAGAUUACUCAAGGUACAAAAUGGAUAAACAGAUAAACAACUUAGUAACCAAAGUAUAUUGCAGGUAA